CGCAUUCACUCUCCGGGAGGCUGAUUAAACCUGUCGUCUACGGCGCAGGUUAGCGCAAACCGGAAGGAAGUGUAUAUAUAUUCGAAGCUCUUUUGCGAAGUAGCCAUUGUGCGACUGUCUUCUCCGAAAUGGGCCACAACAAAUCCAGGCGAUCCAGAAACCACUCUUCUCACCGAGGCCAGUCCAGUAAUAAUCGCGAACUCCAAUUGGAAGAAGAUCAUGAUAGGUCCCUCCCAUCGCAACAAGAUAUUGCAAAGGAAGAGGAAGAUGAGUCGCAGGUCCCAAAAAUCCAGCUUGCAAUGUGGGAUUUUGGACAGUGUGAUGUGAAAAGAUGCACAGGACGCAAGCUUUCAAGAUUUGGCUUGUUGAAGGAACUGCGGGUUAGUAAUGGCUUCGGUGGCAUUGUCCUAAGCCCUGUUGGGAAUCAGUGCGUCUCAAAGGCAGAUCACCUCCUAAUAAAGAGAAGAGGGUUGGCUGUUGUGGACUGCUCAUGGGCACGUUUGAGCGACGUUCCUUUUGUGAAACUUCGCUGUGCUGCUCCUCGUCUCUUGCCUUGGUUGGUGGCUGCAAAUCCCGUAAAUUACGGUAGACCGUGUGAGUUGUCUUGUGUGGAAGCAUUAUCAGCAGCCCUACUAAUAUGUGGAGAAGAGGAAACAGCAAAUCUCUUGCUGAGCAAAUUUAAAUGGGGGCACGCAUUCUUGACUCUGAACAGGGAGCUUCUAAAGGCAUAUUCUGAAUGCGAAAAUGGCUCUGACAUCAUCUCAGUCCAAAACACCUGGCUUUCUAACAAUGCACGAAUCCGAAAGCCGCCUCCCGAUUUUGAUGGUGUUGAUGUAGAAUCUCUUAGCAACAAAGCCGGGUCUGAUUACGAUUCAGAGGAUGGACUUCCACCGCUUGAAAAGAAUUUGAACCACUUGAGCUUGGAGGAAAGUGAGGAAGAAAGUGAUGAAUGAAGUUUUUUCUUUUUCUUUUUUCCCCCCUUUUUCAGGCAAAACACAAUGGGCCGGCCAGCACAGUAAAUUAUUCCAAAGGCAGAGGCACCCAAAAUACAAUUUCUGAUGGUCAUUCCUGUGGUUUUUAUGCUGCCUAUGUUCUUCAUUCUGUUAGAGAGAGAGAGAGAGAGAGAGAGAGAGAGAGAGAGAUUUUGUGCUGCCUGUUUUCUUCCUUCGAUUACAUGGACAUGCUGGGCAUCAUGAAUAAUUCGAUUCCUGGAAAUUUUUGUCAUUAGUAAGUCAAAAUGCUUUCUAUAGAAAAAUGCUUUUAUGCAA
Molecule: messenger RNA, 1268 nt
Organism: Magnolia sinica
Lineage: Eukaryota; Viridiplantae; Streptophyta; Magnoliopsida; Magnoliales; Magnoliaceae
Exons: 10
Coding region: 129-953 (274 amino acids)
Biological process (GO): maturation of SSU-rRNA
Molecular function (GO): rRNA small subunit aminocarboxypropyltransferase activity
Source: RefSeq, a predicted model, not a curated record